Molecule: messenger RNA, 389 nt
Organism: Staurois parvus
Lineage: Eukaryota; Metazoa; Chordata; Amphibia; Anura; Ranidae
Source: the annotation of a GenBank genome assembly
GCCCCUGGGGGCACGCAGCGUGGCGAUCAGUGCUACGCUGUGUCCCUGGGACACAGUGGAUCACCGAUCAGCGGAAAGAGCCGAUGACAAUGGCUCUGUCAAGUGAUCAGCUGUGUCCAAUCACAGCUGAUUGCAUCCCCGAUGAUCAGUGUAGCCCCAUCAGUGUCACCUAUCAGUGCCCAUCAAUGCCACCUGCCAGUGCCCAUCAGUGCACAUCAAUGCCACAUAUCAGUGCCUACCAGUGCACAUCAAUGCCACAUAUCAGUGCCCAUCUGAGCUGCCUUUCAGUGCCACCUAUCAGUGCCAGUCAUCAGUGCUGCCUGUCAAUGCCCACCAGCGAUGCCUGUCAAUGCCCAUCAGUGCCACCUACCAGUGCCUCCUCAUCAGUG